AUGCUCACAGUCCACUUCACACCGAGCUCCUCCCGGGAUGAAUUCGAUCUGGGAAGGACAGUGACAGUGCAUGGCUUUCUGAGAAAGCCAAAGCACAUGUCCUCGAAGCUCUCCUUUACCGAGAUUCUCAUGGACUCGGGCCCAACUUUCAAGGUCACCUCCAAGUGGUCCGAGGCCGACUCACCGGCCCACCAGGCACACAAAGCCUUCAAGCAGAUCCCUGCCUGGAGCCCAGUCGCCCUUACAGGCACCAUCGUCAACAAGACAGAGGGCGUCACCGAGGAGUCAUAUGGUGGCAAGUUCCCGGACAAUGUCAUCAGCUGGGAGCUCGAGCUAGUGUCCAUCGAGGCCCUGAACCCUUUCCCAAAAGACAUCAUCAUCUCCGAGGGCGUGCAAUUCCCGGCCUCCUCUAGACACCUUCAGAUGAGGUUCGGCCAGGACUUGCGCAAACGACUGCAAUUUCGGGAUCACGUCAAACGUUCCGGCCAGAGUUUUUUUGAGGAGCAUAAUUUCACCGAGAUCGAGACGCCAGUGCUCUUCAAGUCUACGCCGGAAGGAGCUCGGGAGUUCAUCGUGCCCACGAGGAGACCCGGCCUAGCUUAUGCACUCCCACAGAGCCCUCAGCAGUACAAGCAAGUGCUCAUGUCGGGUGGCAUCGGCGGCUACUAUCAGUUCGCACGCUGCUUCCGCGAUGAGGACCUGCGUGCAGACAGGCAACCGGAAUUUACUCAGCUCGAUCUUGAGAUGUCGUUUGCGACUGGGCGGGAUGUCAUGCGUUACGUCGAAUCGCUAGUCAAACACAUCUACAAAGAGACCUCGGGCAAGUUUGUCAAGAAGGCCAGCCCAGAGGGAUGGUAUCCCGUUCACCGAGAACGACAAGAGUGGCUACGACAGCAGGAGUCCACGUCGAAGUCAACUGAAACGCUCGAUGGCCUAGAGAACUACCCUGCCAUUCCCGAGACCAGCUUUCGCCACAUGAGCUACCAGGAGGCCAUGUCAUCGUAUGGAUCUGACAAGCCAGAUCUUCGUAUUCCAGGGAAGAUUCACCGUAUCGACUCGAUAGUCUCGCGGGACUUCACAAGCAAGAUUUCAGGCCUGGAAAAUCCAGUCGUAGAAGUUUGCAAAUUCCGCUUGGAUGGGGAUCCAAGAGAAAGCUUCAAGUUCAUCGACCAGCUUUGGAAGUCCCUCCCGACUUCUGUUACCGAUAAUCCUGACGGCGCGCCUGCAAUUUUGUUCUACGACUCGAGCAAACCGAUGAAUGGGCUGUUUGCUCUGGGAUACGACACUGUUGAAGAGCUCACAAACCAAGAUGGAAAGUUUGCCGAGCUGGGUCCUUUUGAGAGUGGCGACAUCCUUCUAAUUCAGGCUCGGAAGGACGAGCCCUUCCAAGGAGGCUCGACCGCUCUCGGCGCUCUGAGGAUCAUGAUCUACCAGGAAGCUCUCGCAGCAGGACUACUCGAAGCCGACCCCAACUUCCACUUCCUGUGGGUGACGGGCUUCCCGCUUUUCACUCCGAACAACGAUGUCGACCCUGGUCAAGGCGGCAAAGCUGGGUUUUCUGCAACUCACCACCCCUUCACCGCCCCUCUAACGGCUGAGGACUUUGAGCUGUUGGCCACGGAUCCGCUACGAGCCAAGGCCGACCACUACGAUCUGGUUGUCAACGGUAUUGAGCUUGGUGGUGGUAGCAGGCGUAUCCAUGUCGCCAAAGUACAAGAGUUUGUCAUGAGGGACAUUCUUCAGAUGACUGAUGAAGGCGUGGCUCAAUUCUCUCACCUGCUAGAGGCCCUGAGAGCGGGAUGCCCUCCACAUGCUGGCUUUGCCCUUGGGUUUGACCGCCUAGUUGCUGUUCUCAGCGGCACAAACUCUGUGCGGGAUGUGAUCGCCUUCCCCAAGAGUAUGAAGGGAGAGGAUCUGUUUGCCAAGAGCCCUGGUGCCAUUACAGACAAGGAGCUGGAGACGUACCACCUAGCCCUUCAAAAGUAA
Thyridium curvatum is the source of this 1986-nucleotide messenger RNA. RefSeq lists its product as uncharacterized. NCBI's taxonomy places the organism in Eukaryota, Fungi, Ascomycota, Sordariomycetes, Thyridiales, Thyridiaceae. The coding region runs from base 1 to 1986 and encodes 661 amino acids. Gene Ontology annotation, biological process: aspartyl-tRNA aminoacylation. Gene Ontology annotation, cellular component: mitochondrion; cytoplasm. The record is from RefSeq and is a predicted model, not a curated record. The transcript has 4 exons. Gene Ontology annotation, molecular function: ATP binding; aspartate-tRNA ligase activity.